AUGGCUGCCACCACGAUACCUCCUGAGCGAGGGAAAGUCGGUCAUUCCGUGUCCUACGCCUACAUGUAUGGCGAUGCGGGCGCCAAAGAAAACAUGAGCCUUGGUAUUUCGCGUCGUCCAUCUACGCAGCGCCAGGCACCAGGCAUUCCUCGCUCUGCGGGAUUCGACAGUCUACAAGACUUGUUAGAGCGCGAAGGGUACAAAGACACUCGCAUUAUCACGCCCAAGAUACCCAAGGCCAUCAGCAUUGAUGAUGCAGACGACAUGGGCCUCGUUUCAGAUGAGCCAACACGGCACAAGGCAAGGCCUAUGCAUGGAUCCUACCUGCCCAAGAAGCCAGACGAUAUCGAGCCAUGGAUGCAUCAGGUGACGGCCUCCGCGCAAGGUCCACCGCCGCCCCGUCUGCGUACGUCACGGAGUGAUCAUACCUUGAAGAAGCGGCCUCGGCGACGCCAAAGCACCAUUUGGGAUGCGAGUGUGGCAUACCUUCACUCAGCGGGACAAGAAAUGCCGUCGGUGCCACCCCCUGUCCCGCCCAUUCCGCCGCAGUACAAGUCCCGGCCUGGUGUGGCGGGUGGGCCGCCGGGUGAAUCGGCCCCUGGCUUUGCAUCAUCACCUGCCGCACCAGUGCUCUCUCGCGAAGAUGCAGUUGUGCAUGUGUACGAAACAGAUUCGACGGUGCUGCCUCGUGGACUGCGUCGCUCCAAAAGUGAAGACUUGCUGCACAAGACACUCAAGUCGCGGCGCACGCAGCGCCUUGAUGCACCGCCGGAAUGUACGUGCGGCCACACACGUUCCAAAGUGCCUAUCGAGCCACGAUGGCACCUGCAACUGUGCCCUAUCCGCGUGCAAUGGGAAGCGACUAUGACGGAACCGAUUCCGCCGCCGCCGCCUCGACUGACUGUCUCGACACCUCGGGGUAUCAGCACACCCAAACACCUUGAGCUGAGUGGUGCUGAGUUUGAUCCUGUCGAUACACCCAACACUCUGUCGCGCUAUAUGCCCUUCUCGCGCCCAGGAUUUGCUCUGGCCAAGCGUGCCACGCUGGAAGGUCUCCACGGCUUCUUCAAGGGCCAGGAGAAAGGAUCUGACGUGCCUUCCUCGCGCCACCCAAGCAAGCCACGUUCUUCGCCACAGCCACGAUGUGUGCCAGCUCCUCGCCUUUCUCAUGCCACCUCGUUACCGCAGCUGAGCAAGACGCCUAAGCGCCUACCUGAUGUGCCUGCCAUCCGCAUCGAGGCGUCUCCCGCACUCACGGGCUCCCAGCGCGUUCAUGAGCUGCAUCAGCACUUCCAGAACCGCAUAAAGCAGGACGACUCGACAGAGCUGCCUGCGACGCCCAAGCUCGAUGGCCUGCUUGUAUCGGACGAGAGUAACCAUGCGAGCUUGAUGGAAAGCCCGACGCUCCAACGUGCUCGUUCGCGCUCGCGCCUUACGGGCGCUGGACGGCUGCCUGACUUGGCAGCUUCUCACGAGAUACCACCUUCACGACCCCCUCUUGAUGACACUGUGAACCUCUGUCACGACGCGAUGCCCCGGCCACCGACGACGGACACACUUUUGGCUCCGCCUACGCGUAAGCUCCGGCGCUCGACACGGAGUCGACCGGACCUUGUGAGGCAUACAGCCGCACCGCGCGUGCUGAGCCAAGCGUCGCUAUCGGAUCGACGGCCUAUGCGCCCCAUCUCCCCCCACAACAAUGUUUUUAUGACCAUCUAA
Messenger RNA from Malassezia restricta, 1719 nucleotides. RefSeq lists its product as uncharacterized. Lineage: Eukaryota; Fungi; Basidiomycota; Malasseziomycetes; Malasseziales; Malasseziaceae. Bases 1 to 1719 code for a protein of 572 amino acids. The record is from RefSeq and is a predicted model, not a curated record. The transcript has a single exon.